Messenger RNA from Vitis vinifera (wine grape), 1077 nucleotides. RefSeq names its product NDR1/HIN1-like protein 6. Gene Ontology annotation, cellular component: plasma membrane. The record is from RefSeq and is a predicted model, not a curated record. Bases 125 to 880 code for a protein of 251 amino acids. NCBI's taxonomy places the organism in Eukaryota, Viridiplantae, Streptophyta, Magnoliopsida, Vitales, Vitaceae. The transcript has a single exon.
GGCCCUCCCACCCACAGGCCUAUAUCAGAACCAACCUCUUUCUCGUUCAGAAUAACAGAAAGACAGAUACAAGGCUAGGUAUAUUAUUUUGCAUCAUCACUCUCAACUCUCAUUCAUUUCAUCCAUGGCAGAUCCUCAGAGAAUCCAUCCUGCCCAAGACCCUGAGGCUCCGCAUACACCUACUGCCCCAUUGGUGCCCCGCGGGGCUUCAAAGUCGGACAGAAGCGAUCCGACCGAGCAGUAUCCGCCCUUUCAGCGGACCAUCCCGGUGAUGCACUCAAAGCCACCCAAGAAAAAAAGAAGCUGUCUCUGCAAGUGCUUUUGCUGGACAAUAUCUCUCCUGCUGCUCUUAAUCGUUAUUAUUGCGAUUGUUGUUGCAAUCCUUUUCCUUGUGUUCAAGCCCAAGCUCCCCAAAUACUCCAUUGACGGCCUGAGAAUAACGCAAUUAAGCCUCGGCAGUGACGAUAGUUUAUCAGCUACGUUUGAUGUGAACAUCACUGCAAGAAACCCCAACACGAAAAUCGGAAUAUACUAUGAAGGAGGAAGCAGUAUAACCGUGUUUUACACAGGCACACAACUAUGUGAAGGAUCGCUGCCGAAAUUCUAUCAGGGUCACCAGAACACCACCGUGCUGACCGUGGAACUAACGGGACAAACCCAGAACGCCACCGGGCUGUUGACGACGUUGCAGGAGCAACGAGAAACAGGAAGCAUUCCAUUAACUCUGAAGGUUAAGCAACCAGUGAGGAUCAAACUUGGGAAGUUGAAGCUGAUGAAGAUGAAGUUCAGGGCGACGUGCAACCUUGUGGUGGAUAACCUAGAUGCUAAUAAUACGAUAAGUAUUAAAAGUAGCAGCUGUAAGUUCAGAUUAAAGCUAUAAUUUCUUUAUUCGUAUGUAGCAUAUAUAUAUAUACUUCUGUAUCGAUUCAUUGCUACUGUCUGUAGCUGUUUUUUGUUGUUGCUUUCCCUAAAGGAAGUGGAGGAUCAUAUGUGAUUUUUUCCUCCCCUUGAUCAGCUUAGAUACAUUCAAUACUAUUGUAUUUUGAUUACUAAUAGAGAUUAUAUAUCUUAUUUAAA